AGUGGAGGAGGGAGAGGAAGAAAAGGAAGAAGAGGAGAGAGAGGAAGAAAGGGAAGAGGAGGAGAGAGAGGAAGAAUGGGAAGAGGAGGAGAAAGAGGAGGCUUGGUGUGCCACCUCUGUCGACAGCCAAGGGCGCGCCCUCACGACAGGGAAGUGCCCCAGCGAUUGGCGCGAUGCGGAUAUUUAUGCCAACAUCAUUAUACCACUGCCGCCCAAAGUACCGGAAACAGGUUGCGUUCCCUUCCGAUACGAAGGAAAAAUGGUGAGAGGAUGCGUAGGCGAAGAAGGGAAGGAGGAGAUGAUAGAGAUAGAGGAAGGAGAAGGAGUGACAAACAGGUCGACGGUGAGAGGCAGAUGGUGCGCCGCUGAGGUCGACAAGAAUCUCAAUAUCGUUGCAGUUAAGCCCUGCCCGAUUUUGCCUCCAGUCACUGAUCAGUUAUCGCCAGACAACGCCACUGCAUUCCUAGGUGAACGUGAACAGCCACUGACGACCAGUGAAUCUCCAGUUGUAAUUGAAAGACCACCACCAGCGACUACCAGUGAAUCUCCAGUUGAAACUGAACAGCCACCAUCUGUGACCAGUAAAUCUCCAGCUCCAACUGAAGUGCCACCUCUGUGUGUUCCCUUCCGAUACGGAGAAGAAAUCGUGAGCGGAUGCGUUGGCGAAGAAGGGGAGGAGCAGAUAAUCGAAAUAGAGGGAGAAGAAGGAGUGAUAAACAGGGGGACAGUGAGCGGCAGGUGGUGCGCCUCCGAGGUAGACAAGGAUCUUAAUGUGCUGUCAAUUAUAUCCUGCCCGACUAUGCCCCUUGAAACUGAACAGGCACCGUCUGUGAACACUAGUGAAUCCCCAGCUCCAACUGAAGUGCCACCUCUAUGUGUUCCCUUCCGACACGGAGAAGAAAUCGUGAGCGGAUGCGUUGGCGAAGAAGGGGAGGAGCAGAUGAUCGAAAUAGAGGGAGAAGGAGUGAUAAACAGGGGGACAGUGAGCGGCAGAUGGUGCGCCUCCGAGGUAGACGAGAAUCUGAAUGUGCUGUCAAUUAUAUCCUGCCCGACUAUACCUACUCCAACUGAAGUGCCACCGCUAUGUGUUCCCUUCCGAUACGGAGAAGAAAUCGUGAGCGGAUGCGUUGGCGAAGAAGGGGAGGAGCAGAUAAUCGAGAUGGAGGGAGAGGGAGGAGUGAUAAACAGGGGGACAGUGAGCGGCAGAUGGUGCGCCUCCGAGGUAGACAAGAAUCAGAAUGUGCUGUCAAUUAUACCCUGCCCGACUAUGCCCAACGCAACUGAACAGCAACCACCAGUGACUGCCAGUGAAUCCCCAGUUGAAACUGAACAGCCACCAUCUGUGACCAGUGAAUCCCCAGCUCCAACUGAGGUGCCACCGCUAUGUGUUCCCUUCCGACACGGAGAAGAAAUCGUGAGCGCAUGCGUUGGCGAAGAAGGGGAGGAGCAGAUGAUCGAAAUAGAGGGAGAAGGAGGAGUGAUAAACAGGGGGACAGUGAGCGGCAGAUGGUGCGCCUCCGAGGUAGACAAGGAUCUGAAUGUGCUAUCAAUUAUAUCCUGCCCGACUAUGCCCCACGCAACUGAACAGCAACCACCAGUGAUUUCCAGUGAAUCCCCAGUUGAAACUGAACAGGCACCGUCUGUGAAGACUAGUGAAUCCCCAGCUCCAGCUGAAGUGCCACCACUAUGUGUUCCCUUCCGACACGGAGAAGAAAUCGUGAGCGGAUGCGUUGGCGAAGAAGGGGAGGAGCAGAUAAUCGAAAUAGAGGGAGAAGGAGGAGUGAUAAACAGGGGGACAGUGAGCGGCAGAUGGUGCGCCUCCGACGUAGACAAGAAUCUGAAUGUUCUGUCAAUUAUAUCCUGCCCGACUAUGCCCCUUGAAACUGAACAGGCACCGUCUGUGAACACUAGUGAAUCCCCAGCUCCAACUGAAGUGCCACCACUAUGUGUUCCCUUCCGACACGGAGAAGAAAUCGUGAGUGGAUGCGUUGGCGAAGAAGGGGAGGAGCAGAUAAUCGAAAUGGAGGGAGAAGGAGGAGUGAUAAACAGGGGGACAGUGAGCGGCAGAUGGUGCGCCUCCGAGGUAGACGAGAAUCAGAAUGUGCUGUCAAUUAUACCCUGCCCGACUAUGUCCAACGCAACUGAACAGCAACCACCAGUGACUGACAGUGAGUCCCCAGUUGAAACUGAACAGCCACCAUCUGUGUCCAGUGAAUCCCCAGCUCCAACUGAGGUGCCACCGCUAUGUGUUCCCUUCCGACACGGAGAAGAAAUCGUGAGCGGAUGCGUUGGCGAAGAAGGGGAGGAGCAGAUGAUCGAAAUAGAGGGAGAAGGAGGAGUGAUAAACAGGGGGACAGUGAGCGGCAGAUGGUGCGCCUCCGAGGUAGACGAGAAUCAGAAUGUGCUGUCAAUUAUAUCCUGCCCGACUAUGCCCAACGUAACUGAACAGCAACCAUCAGUGACUUCCCCAGUUGAAACUGAACAGGCACCGUCUGUGAACACUAGUGAAUCCCCAGCUCCAACUGAAGUGCCACGUCUAUGUGUUCCCUUCCGACACGGAGAAGAAAUCGUGAGCGGAUGCGUUGGCGAAGAAGGGGAGGAGCAGAUAAUCGAAAUGGAGGGAGAAGGAGGAGUGAUAAACAGGGGGACAGUGAGCGGCAGAUGGUGCGCCUCCGAGGUAGACGAGAAUCUGAAUGUGCUGUCAAUUAUACCCUGCCCGACUAUGCCCAACGCAACUGAACAGCAACCACCAGUGACUUCCAGUGAAUCCUCAGUUGAAACUGAACAGCCACCAUCUGUGGCCAGUGAAUCCCCAGCUCCAACUGAAGUGCCACCACUAUGUGUUCCCUUCCGACGCGGAGAAGAAAUCGUGAGCGGAUGCGUUGGCGAAGAAGGGGAGGAGCAGAUAAUCGAAAUGGAGGGAGAAGGAGGAAUGAUAAAUAGGGGGACAGUGAGCGGCAGAUGGUGCGCCUCCGAGGUAGACGAGAAUCUGAAUGUGUUAUCAAUUAUAUCCUGCCCGACUAUGCCCCUUGAAACUGAACAGGCACCGUCUGUGAACACUAGUGAAUCCCCAGCUCCAAAUGAAGUGCCACCUCUAUGUGUUCCCUUCCGAUACGGAGAAGAAAUCGUGAGCGGAUGCGUUGGCGAAGAAGGGGAGGAGCAGAUAAUCGAAAUAGAGGGAGAAGGAGGAGUGAUAAACAGGGGGACAGUGAACGGCAGAUGGUGCGCCUCCGAGGUAGACGAGAAUCUGAAUGUUCUGUCAAUUAUAUCCUGCCCGACUAUGCCCCUUGAAACUGAACAGGCACCGUCUGUGAACACUAGUGAAUCCUCAGCUCCAACUGAAGUGCCACCUCUAUGUGUUCCCUUCCGAUACGGAGAAGAAAUCGUGAGCGGAUGCGUUGGCGAAGAAGGGGAGGAGCAGAUAAUCGAAAUAGAGGGAGAAGGAGGAGUGAUAAACAGGGGGACAGUGAACGGCAGAUGGUGCGCCUCCGAGGUAGACGAGAAUCUUAAUGUGCUGUCAAUUAUAUCCUGCCCGACUAUGCCCCACGCAACUGAACAGCAACCACCAGUGACUGACAGUGAAUCCCCAGUUGAAACUGAACAGCCACCAUCUGUGACCAGUGAAUCCCCAGACAUAACUGAAGAAGCAGCAUCAGUGAGUUCCGGUGAAGCCCUAGUUCAAACUGAACAGCCACCGUCACUGACCGCCAGUAAAGGCAACCACACGGAAACACCCAUUGAAAGAACAGAGUCACGCUCAGGACUGCUUGAAACUGUUAGUGAAGAACCGCCACAAGUGACCUACAGUGAAAGUCCAGUAUAUGCGGUGACAGUCGAUGGCAAGAUCUGCGUUUUCCCAUUCACGUGGAAAGGAGUUUCCUACAGCAACUGCACAACCGUUGAGCGUCGCAUUCCGUGGUGUGCAACGCAACUCAACGAGAGAAGGGAGCCUGUGUCGAGUGGAUAUUGCAAAGACACGCUGAUGGGCCCCGUGCCGUCCGAGCCGCCGCCCUUUGAGCCGGACGAGAGAGUGACCAACACAAGCAAGUGCAAGUUCCCGUUCGUGUACAAGGGUAUGACGUACUUCACAUGCACGAGAGAGGACUGGCUGAUCCCUUGGUGCGCCCUGGAUGUGGACCGCAACAGACGGCCGACGCGCGUGGGAUGUUGCCAUGGUCAAGAUGGCGUUCCUUUCCACUCCUUGCAGACGGAAGGACCAGGAGGAAUCUCCCCAACGCAGCUAACGGUGGGGGGCGAGCAGUGCAUCUUCCCCUUCCAACACGACGGGGAGUGGCACUAUUCCUGCGUGCCUUCGGAGGAGCAGGGCCGCGAACAGGGUCAAGGCAAAGGGCGUUCUUGGUGUGUGACCCGCGUCGACGCCUUCGCCCAGCCUAUCGCCGCGGACUACUGCGUCGAGUCAUCUACGCAAGCUUCGGUUUCUCUGGCUGAUGAGCGCCGAACAACGGACGGGCUUGUGUGCGUCUUCCCCUUCUGGCACCAAGGGCGUUGGUUCAAGGACUGCACGAGGACUGACGCCGAGGAGGACCCCUGGUGCGCUACGGAGAUCGAUGCGCAUGGCGCUGUCUUGAAGGCUGGGAAAUGCCGUCAGGAUACCGCAGUCGCCGGGCAGACAUGUAAGGCACGAGUUGGAAUGGAAAACGAUGCUGAUCGGGGCGACGACGUGGCGACGGAGACGGCCUCCGGCGUGCCGUGCGUGUUCCCGUUCGUGCACCGCGGCCGCAGGUACUGCCAGUGCACCUCCGUCGACGAGAGGGCCCCCUGGUGCGCCACCCGCGUCGACGGCGCCCGUCGCGUCAUCGCCGGGGCCUACUGCACCGAGAACAGAACGCACGAAGACGUUGACAUGGCCGGGGAGCCAAAGCAAACGGCAGAUGGGUCGAGGUGCGUGUUCCCUUUCUAUUACAAGGGCAACAGGUACAGCAAGUGUCACCCCAUCGAGCGAGCCAAGUCGUGGUGCCCCGUUAUGGUGAAUGCGAGGCUGGAGCCACUGCAGAGCGGUUAUUGUGAUGAUGGCACGAGCGAAUUCCCCUGGAGACCGCCGCCAGUUGUCUUGGGCUUGACCAUGACCGUGAAUCUGGGGCCCUGCGUGUUCCCGUUCUGGUACAAGGGUGAGGUACACGAACGGUGCACGUGCAAGGAUGCCCCCGCGUGCUGGUGCCCGACCUCGCUCAACGACAACCGCGAGCCAGCUGUUACCGACUACUGCAAGGGGCUGUUGGAGGGCCCCGUGCCUGAGGUUUCGCCGCCAGCCCUCGGCGCGGACGCCGCCACGACCGUGGAGGGGCGCCCGUGCGUGUUCCCUUUCCGCUUCGGCGACGUGAUCUACACGCGGUGCGCCGAGGCGUCGCGCGGGGCCCCCUGGUGCGCCACGCAGGUCGACGCGGCGCUGCGCCCCGUCAGGAGCGGCUUCUGCAAGGGUAUCGGCGAUGCAAGCGAUGAGUCUCCGGAAGUCUUAUCAGAGGGAAAUUAACAGGUCGCUCGUGACGCGGAAAGCAGACCGCAGACCUCUCGGAAUCCGCCACAAGCUCUUCAUUUCUUCGGCCGACCUGCAGGAUGCUUGGGUAGUAUAGAGAGAUAUUUAUAUUCAUGUGUCAUGAUUUGUUCAUUCUGAUUCUUAAAUUCUGUGUUAAAUGAGUGGAGAAAAUUGUGGUAAUUAUGUACAAGUGUACGAACAGGGUUGUGAUUUAUUUGAUGUGAUGAGAGAAGCAAAAGUUAUAACGUGAAUUGUAAUAUUGAGAAUGAAGCUAAUGUGACUUGCUGUGUCUCUCUCUGGCUUUGUUUCUCUCUCUUUCUAUUUUCCCCUUUCCCCUCUCUCUCUCUUUCUAUCUCACCCCUCCCCUCUCUCUCUCUUUC
Penaeus monodon (black tiger shrimp) is the source of this 5874-nucleotide messenger RNA. RefSeq lists its product as uncharacterized. The coding region runs from base 260 to 5491 and encodes 1743 amino acids. The transcript has 54 exons. Lineage: Eukaryota; Metazoa; Arthropoda; Malacostraca; Decapoda; Penaeidae. The record is from RefSeq and is a predicted model, not a curated record.